AGGAAAAGGUUUUCAGAAAUUUGUCUCUAAAAAUCUGAAUAAACUACCUUUCCGUUCAACAAACAUGGCUUCAGGAUCAGAUAGUGAUGAUGAAUAUAUGGCAGACGAUUUGUACAAAGAUUUUCUCGUGUCUGACAUGUUUUCAGAGGAAUAUGAUUUGUAUUAUGAACAAAGUGUAGAAAGAGUUGCAAAGCAUUUUCAUCCUGAUUCACCUGAACGUGCUGAAGAAGGUGAAAAUGAUGGUGAUGUCGAAUAUGAAUGUGAGAACGUGGUCGCCGACUGUCUUCCUACAUCUGGAGACGCUGCAGCUGGGAAACCCGAACCGAAUUUAGCUUCUGAUCACAGUGGCAGUGCCAAAUCGGGUAUCCAUGGUAUCACUAUCAGUAUCAGUGCCUGUGGCGGUGCUGGACAUGCUGGAGGUGGAGAAGACCACCUGGAACCACUACCAAGUCCUGCAAAAAAUCCUCCAGCUCUCGUGCAGAGAUCUCUCUCUGCUCCUUACCCGUCAUCAAUGUUGAGGCCGACUGGUGGUGCGGAGGGUGGUCCUGAUUACGUCCAAGCACAUUCUCGCUCUGAGGGAUACAUUCUACACAGACCACCAAACUUCCGAGCUGUAGCCCAGCAUGAUAAAAUUGUCCUGCUUGCCAGAGAGUUAAUGGAGUUGGGCAAUGAUAUAAAUAGGCAGUAUGAAGAACGGAUGCGUUCUAUAGAUGUCCAGAAAUCAUCUUAUUUGGUAUAUUGGAGAAAGCUCACUGAUUGUAUUCAAACAGUAACAAAUGCCAUCGAUGCUACACUAACCUGGGUUGAACACCACAGUAAGACGAUGAUGGAGGAAGUGAAAAACAUGAAAGACAGGCAGAAGCAGGAAGGGGUUCUGCGAGGAUUGGUUCUACUGACAGAUAUCAGCCAGAGGGUUACUUCCAUUGCUGUUAUCCAGAUGGCCUGCCAGUACCUAGAUGCACCAGAUGAACCUUUCGAGGCCCAGAGAAACGCAGUCCGUAUGUCGCUGGAUGAAGUGGGAAGCGAAAUCAACAAUAUUUCAGAACGAGUCAAAACAGCAAGUGAUCUGCUGAGUCAGAUCAUCAAAUUGUGCGACAGUGAAGAGAACCAUUCCGAAUUCCGUACAAUAACGCGAGAGUUCGAUAAUGCAGUACGGGAGGCGAAUGUUGCAAUUCGCUCCUGUGAUAAACGUCUUGAGAAUGCGAGUGAGAAUAUCAGAAGUUUGUCGUUCAAAAUAAAUUCAAUCCGGUGGGCCCACCGGGGGUUCCGCUUUGUAGGUUUUGGUCUCACUGCAUAUUAUUUCUACGGGAAAUACUGCGAUGGGUCUAUAAAUAAGCCGACCGCACUUUUGGCAGGCGGAUGCAGCCUUAUUGGGUGGUUGGCAAUGUUUCCUACAAAAACCUAUGAAUAUCAUGAGCAGCUGAGUGAAUUGCAGUAUAAACAGGAUGAGAUGAGGCAACAUUUAGAAUCUCUCAGGGUAAAGCUUCACAGUGCCAAAGAGCACAAGAGAAGUGUCACAGAGCUUUAAGUGCCUUAUGUUGGCAUCCUCCCUCACCUGGCUUUUCAGAAUGCUGAACAUACAAAACUUCAUCUCAACCUUAGCCUGAGAUGAUAUCUGUCAUAUACCGAGAAUAAUUGCCACUAUGCAAUUAUGAUAUGUUACAUGCAGUGGAACGUCCCUUAGCGGACACCUCUCUAUUAAAGACACUAGUUUUGGUCCCAAAGUGGUGGUUUCUAUUCAAGUUUACCUCUCUUAGCGGAGGACACCUCUCUAUUAAGGACAGCACUUGUCAGUCCUGAGAGUGCCCUCAAUAGAGAGGUUCUAGUGUACAAGUAUUCUUUAUUCAUGAAAAUAAGUAAAACUUACAUAGUUUAGUAUAUUUAUAUAGUUAUAUUGUCAACUGCCCAUUCUUGUUUCUUUCUAUCACUGGUCAGUCCCCUUUGCAUUCAUAUCCUAAAUUGUACACAAACAUUCUAUAUAUCUGUUGCACCAUUUGUGCAGGAAUAUUACAUUUACUUCUGCGAUGACCAUCAAUAGUUUGUGCUCUACAUCUCUAACCAAAUAGGCUAUGCACUUACAACCUCUGGGGCCAGGUAACUAUAUGUUAUUCCUCCCCUUUUAUUUCAAAUAGUACAAGCAGUCCGUUGCAUUUCACAUCAUCCCACAAGUGAGCAUACCGUCCAGACUGCACUCCAAAUGAACUGCUGUUUAUGGAUUUUGAGGAAUUUUGCAUGUCACUCUCAUUUCUUAUUUCAACAAACCCACUUCAAAUGAAUCUUUAUGUCCUGUCCUGCUGCCUUUAUCCAUUCAAAACUUCACUCCAGCCCGACCGCCAAGACCUUGGCAUAAAAACUCUACCACAUGAAAUGCUUCUAACACCUCGAGUCAAAUAAAGUCACUCAUGAUGUUGAAGAGCUAGCAUGUGGUCUGUUGAAGUUACGUCACUGAUGACGUAUAUGGGGAGCAGUCAUGGUCAGAAUGACUUGCCGCUCGGUGUUUAGAAUCCUUUUAUUUAAUGAGUUUAUUAAUGUGGGCACAGAGUACUAAGGUACAUUAUGUUGCCCACAAACGUAAAUUGACAGGCGAGAGUGCUGGGUGCAAAAGCAAGUUGAGCUAUAGAAUCAUUUGAGGUUGGCCUGAAAGUAACACAUGGCAAUAAUCGAAAUGAGAGUAAUAUCUACUGUUUAUGCACACCAUAAUAUAUAUUUUUAUAUAUCCGAGAUAACGAUAUUGUUACUUGCAUCCUUUGUGUCAUAUUAUAACAAAUUGACUCAUUGA
Molecule: messenger RNA, 2779 nt
Organism: Lineus longissimus
Lineage: Eukaryota; Metazoa; Nemertea; Pilidiophora; Heteronemertea; Lineidae
Exons: 2
Coding region: 65-1528 (487 amino acids)
Source: RefSeq, a predicted model, not a curated record